Messenger RNA from Cololabis saira (Pacific saury), 1582 nucleotides. RefSeq names its product zinc finger and SCAN domain-containing protein 30-like. NCBI's taxonomy places the organism in Eukaryota, Metazoa, Chordata, Actinopteri, Beloniformes, Belonidae. The transcript has 2 exons. Gene Ontology annotation, biological process: regulation of transcription by RNA polymerase II. The record is from RefSeq and is a predicted model, not a curated record. Gene Ontology annotation, molecular function: DNA-binding transcription factor activity; RNA polymerase II cis-regulatory region sequence-specific DNA binding. Bases 84 to 1157 code for a protein of 357 amino acids.
AGAGGCGCCCAGGCAGCACGUUUGGACUCACAAAUACGGUUUUGGUUGUAUAUCAGAUGAAUAUCUGAGUCCCUGCAGCGACAAUGUCUCAGGUUCAGUGUCUGAGAGAGUUUAUCAUCAAGCGACUAACUGCUGCUGCUGGAGAAAUAUUCACAGAGUUUGAAAAAACCAUCGUUCAGUACGAAGAAGAGAUCGACCGUCAGAGAAGACUGUUGGAAAUCACCUGGAAACCUCAGAUCAAACUACACAUUACAGACCUCCCACAAUAUGACUGUAAGGAGGAGGACGUUUUCUCUGAGCAGCAGCUCUGUGCCCAGGAGAGGAGCGCCAGUCUGGACCAGGAGAGGAGCGCCAGUCUGGACCAGGAGAGGAGCUCCAGUCUGGACCAGGAGACGAGCUCCAGUCUGGACCAGGAGACGAGCACCAGUCUGGACCAGGAGACGAGCACCAGUCUGGACCAGGAGACGAGCUCCAGGUUAGACCAGGAGGAACCAGAGCCUCCACAGGUUAAAGAGGAACAGGAGGAACUCUGCAGCAGUCAGGAGGGAGAGCAGCUGGUUCUGAAGCAGGAGACUGAUACCUUCAUGUUGACUCCCACUUACCAGGAAAGUGACUUCAGUGAAGCAGAACCAAACGCUGAGCAGCUUUACUCUCAGAACUCUCCUUUAAGUGAACAAAGCAAGAACCUGGACUCUGGAUCAACUACAGACGUAGAGAUGAAUUCAAACAUGAGACGUCACAGGACCAGUAAACUUAUAAAUUGCUCUCCUGAGUCACAAAGUCAGUUUAACGCUCAGUCUGGUAAAAAGUGUCUGAAGUGUAAUGUUUGUGGAAAAGUGUGUAAAAGUAAACAUGAUUUGCUGCGUCAUUACAGAGUCCACACAGGUGAGAGACCAUAUUCCUGUAAAGCAUGCGGGAAAAGUUUUAGUCUUAAUAACACUUUGCUGGGUCACAUGAGGACUCACACAGGUGAGAGGCCUUUUUCCUGCAGAACCUGUGGGAAGAGUUUUGCUCGUCGCAACACUUUGCUGGUCCACAUGAGAAUCCACACUGGAGAGAGGCCGUACUCCUGUGGAGUAUGUGGAAAAGGUUUCUCUCACAAAUGUUCCUUUAAGAACCACAUGAGCAUACACACAGGAGGGAAGGAGUAUUCUUGAGAAACGUGUGUAGAAAUAUUUAAAUACGUACUUAACGUACUUUGACCAUGUACACAUGGAAAGCCUUUUUCAUGCAGAACUUGUGGGAAGGAUGUAAAAUUCUAUAGAGGGAAUGCGCAUGAUGUCACAGAUGCGACUUCUCAGCAGGUUAUGCCCACUGAGUGGCAGAAAGACUGAGUGGCAGAAAGACUGAGUGGCAGCGUAAACUUUCAGUUUGAGCAACUGGAAAACAUCUUAAAUGGGAAAGAGCUGUUGUGGGAUUAACGGUACUCAUAGAUUUAGCAAGAAAUCGUUUUACAGACUGCCGAAAAAUAAGCUUAAAGGGGACCUAUUAUGAAAAACACGUUUUUUCUUGUUUUAACAUAUAUAAAGUGGUCUCCCCUCACCCUGCCAACACAGAAUAGAUGAUACCCCAUGAAAAUCUG